Messenger RNA from Bursaphelenchus okinawaensis, 7517 nucleotides. Lineage: Eukaryota; Metazoa; Nematoda; Chromadorea; Rhabditida; Aphelenchoididae. The record is from the annotation of a GenBank genome assembly.
AUGAGUACGGGUGUACUCGGCUACAUACGAGGUGUGGAUUUCAGCCAUAAUGAUUUCUCGGUAAGUUUUUUUAAAAUUUUUUUUGAAAUUUAGGUAUAAAAUGAGGUUUAGAUCAACAAACUUAGAUUUUUUGUAUUUAAAAGCUGGGACAGAACAAAUGGCCAAAUAUUCUUAAAACAAUUUAAAAUACUAUUGAAUUAUACCUUUUAUAACGAGAAAUAAGUUAUUGCGGUUUUAAAACUGUUUUUGCACUGUUCGUUCUGCUUCUUAAUGAAAACUAUUGCACGAUGAAUUGUAGAGAUCUAAAUGCUGUUUUUUUUGGAUGGGAUGGAUCUAUUUUUAUAUAUCUUGACUGUAUUUCACUGUUUAUACCUAUAAAUAUUUUCAAACUUUUAAGAACUAUUAUUUUGGGUUCAAAAACCUACACGAUGCGACGUUUUUCUAAGAAACUUGUUGUAUCGUGCACUUUGUCGUUUUUUGUAAAAUACAGAGUAAAAUAAUUAUAAAAUAUAAUAUAUUUUAAGCUAUAAUGAAUAAAAAAACUCAAAAUCACGACAAUGUUUCUUCAGGGUGACCGCUUCCCUCAAGAAGUCUCUCAAAUGGCACAUGCGACAUGGCUCAAAUUGAAUGAUACGAAACUAGAACGAGUACCGGACGAACUGUCUGAUUUGAGUAAACUAGAGCAUUUGCAGAUGACGAGGAAUAGUCUACAGAAUAUUCAUGGUGAAUUGUCGGAUUUGCCUAAACUUAGAUCAGUUAUAUUUCGACGAAAUCAGGUAAAACAACACUUUUGGCUAAUAAAUCGAGCUUAUUUGCUAUUUUUCAAUGUUUAGAUAAUAGCAUAUGCUAUUUUGAGUAAUACUGGCUAAGAAACAUCAAUUUGAGCUUAUUAAAUACUAUAAUAUAUGUCAGGUAGUCUCUAAAAUGACGUUACUUACGAUAUUUUAGAUAAAAACCUCUGGGAUCCCAACAGAUAUCUUUCGUAUGAAGGACCUGACUGUCAUCGACUUUAGUCAUAACUCGUUACGAGAUGUGCCAAGCAAUGUUGAGUACGCCAAAUGUGCAAUUGUUUUGAAUUUGAGUCAUAAUAACUUGGAGAGUAUUCCUAAUAUGGUCAGUUUAAAUUUUUUUUAAUUUUUGAAAUUUAGGCAAAAGUAUUGGUUGAUCGGAAAAGAAUGGCGUUUUUCGGAGCUAUUUUUAAUUUAAAUGUCAUUCUUUGUGCUUCAAGCUAAGAAAGUUUGAUUUCUAAAUGCGCCAUUGUUUUUGCAUCAAAGGAAUUUCAGGGGUUGGGCAUGAAAACACGCCAUUAUUUAUGAAACAGCAAUAAAUAUGGGCUAAUAAUGACAUUUUUAGGUAUUCAAUAACCUUAUAGACUUGAUAUUUUUGGAUUUAUCACAUAAUAAGAUUGAUAAUUUGCCAGCUCAACUGAAACGACUUGUAAAUUUACAAAUUUUAAAACUUUCAUUCAAUCCCCUCAAGAGUUUUCAACUUCCCACCAUGACGUAAGUUAAAAAUUUAUAAAAACAUUGGUUGGCAGUUUAAAAACUAGAAAAAUAAGACCUUUUAGGUUCAAAAUAUAGAAAAAAUGGCAGAAAAACGAAAAAUUGGUUUAAAACUGAGUUUAAGCUUUUUUGCCUAAACAAUCAUUAUUUCACCACUCUUUUUUGAUUUUAUAACGCGAAUUCAGCAUGCAAAACCUACGAGUACUACAUCUUCGGAACACCAAUAGAUCUCCAGCUAAUUUUCCAUUGUCUUUCUCUGGAAUGGAGAACAUUCAAGAGCUGGAUUUGGCCGAAAAUGCACUGGAAAAGCUGCCUGAUAGCGUGUUUGAGCUCAAAAAACUUCGCAAAUUGGACGUUAGGCAUAAUAAGGUCAGUGUUGACCUUUCAUGUUUUAAACCAUUGUUUUUGUUAACUAAAUUUUAAAAUUUGAAUCAUUUUAUAUUACUUUAGUUGACAGAAAUUGACAUACCAGAUGAUGCAUUGGAAGAGCUGGAAACAGUCAAUUUUAGUGAUAACGAACUGACAGCAUUACCGGAAGGCAUUGUUAAAUGCACGAGAAUGAGAAGAAUCUAUGCAAAUUUUAAUAAAAUAACUUUUGAAGGUAAAGUACAAGUUUAUUUGUCAUAUUUUGUAUUUUUUUACCAAGAUUUGAAAGUUCAAAAUUUUUAAAACUUUUUACUAUAUAAACGACAAAGCAAUAUUACAGGUAUGCCCAGAGGAAUUGGAAAGCUAUUACAACUCCAAAUUUUGUACUUGUCUCACAAUCAUCUUCAACUGAUACCUGAAGGCGUGUCAAGAUGUGUAAAGUUACAGAGAAUUAAGCUAGACAGUAAUGGCCUUCGACAAAUCCCUGACGGACUUUAUUUGUUACCUGAUCUGAAAGAAUUGGACUUGACAAAGUUAGUUUUAUUAAUAAUUUGUUUCCAAAUACGUUGUUUUCAAAGAUAUGGCAAAAUAUGCGCGGUGCAAGCUAUUCAAGCCGGGUAAAACAGGGAUUGCACUGUGCAGAACUCUUCUGGCCUGAAAAUUUGUAAUUACAUUAGUUAUUUGAACAACAAUAAUGUUGUAGACACUAUUGUACUCCUAGAUUAAUAUACUUUCAUUUUCAUAAUUUUCCCGACUUUGCACUGCACUGUGAAAUUUCAAUUUAUUUCAAAAUCUGCACCGUGCAGUCUGUUAAAAAAUGAAAACAUUAUAAAAACACAAAAAGAAGCCUAAUUUGUGAUAAUAAUAAUAAUAUAUAUUCAACGACCACACUUUAUGAAUUUUACGACCCGAACGCCCAUUAAAUUGGGGUAAAUUUGAAAUCCAAUUUAUAUUCACCAUGACGGGAGAAGACUUCUUUGUAAAACACGAAAGGACGUUUACUUAUGGGAAUGUUUAAAUUUAUAUUGUCAAAAAGAGGCAGUAGAAUUAGUUAUAUUGUUUGAAUUGUCAAAUUUUACGUUUUAGUUGCGUCAUGAUGACAGGUUUUUUGGAAAUUCUAGAAAACAUGUCCGCCUAACUUUUCUCGAAAUUUUUUUUCUGGUGUUGUUGCUUGAAAUUAUAGUAAAAGAUGUUAUUUCUGUGUAAUGUAACACAUGUAGAGUUGGCAAAAAAGAGGUAACAUUUUAUAUUUUUAGUUUUUAAGUCGAUUUUAACAAAAUUUUACGGAAAAUCAGCCAAACUUGGAAGAAAACUCCCACUUUUUCUCGGUUUUGGAAUAAUUUUUGCUAAUAUUUUUGUUUCAGCAACCCUGGAAUUGUAAUGCCACCGAAACCGAACGACAGAGCUAAAGCGUUGGCCUUCUACAACAUUGACUUUUCACUUUCACAUCGAGUAAGUUUCGAGUUUUGGUUUAUUUUUGUUGUUUUAGAUGGAAAUGAGGGGUGCAGAGGUAAAAUUGAAUUGCAACUUUAAAAAAUAACUUUUUUAAUAGAUCUUGUUGAUUUUUAGAGCUUUUUAGGUUUAAAAAUGGCAGUAUUGAGAUGGUUUUAUUAGUUUUUUAAAGUUUUUUGAUUUUUGUUACCUAAAAUUUGAAAUUUGUUUUUUUGAGUAAAUUUUGAAGAUUUUGAUAACUUUUUGAUGGAAAAUUAAAAUUAGAGGAAUGUUUUGGCUUAAAAGUAUAUGGCAGCUUCAAGAUGGUGUUUUAAAUUUUGAAAAAUGUGAAAAUUAUUUUAGUUAUUAUUUUUAUAUAAAAAUCAACAUUUUAAGAAACUUUGCGUAAAAUACGAACUGAAUUAUUGAUGUUCAUUUAAGGAUUAAUAAAUUACUUAUUAUAGAUGCCUAACCAGACCACCAACUCCUCGAACUCGUCAGUAGAUCAAGGUAGACGUGAUGCCAUCCAACGAAAGAAAGACUUUAUCAAGCGACGUCGACACCAAGCAGAUGAAGAUGGCGCCUCUAAAGUCAUAGCAGCAAUGUCAAAGAUGGCCGAACACAAGGAGGAAGAUCAGCCUUCCGAUUCGGGUGAUAAUCAACUUAAAGCGCCACCUAGUUGGCGCGAACGAAUGGCCAAUCAUCAACGAAAACUUGACGUUUCACAUCUGUUCGAGAACGAUGUGGGACAGUACGCUGGGAUGUGGAUCUGGGACAUUGAGAACUUUUACCCCUCUCCAAUCGACCCUCACUGCUAUGGCCAGUUCUUCGAAAGCGACUCGUAUAUUGUGUUAAAAACGAACGAAGACGAGAACGGCCAUCUUACCCAUCAGAUCUACUACUGGAUUGGCGACAAGGCUAGCCUGGACAAAGGAAUGUGCGCUGCUGUUCAUGCUGUCAACUUGAGGAAUCAUUUGGGCAGUGAUUCGAGUACGCAUAGAGAAGAUAUGAACGAUGAAAGCGAUGAGUUUAUGGACCUGUUCAAUGAUGAAGUUACCUAUGUGACUGGUGGCAGGACACAGAGCGGGUUCUAUACGGUUGUUAAGCCGAAGUUCGUUACGAGGUAGGAAGUUAGCAUAAGAAAAUGAGUGGAUAUUAGCAAUAAAAUACUGAGUUAGCAUUUUUUAUUUUGCACGGUGCAGUCAUAGGUACCUGUACGCAAAAAAUCCUGUGCACCAAAAUGGGUUUCUAUCCACCUCCCCCCCCAGAAAAAAUCCGUAGCGACGCUCCUGAAAACAUGUGUUCUGUGUUUUAACUAAUUUUUGCCAUUUUAGGCUUUAUCGAGGCUCAGUAGAAGGCCAGAAGGUAAAUAUGGAGCCAGUGCCAACAGCAUACGACUCUCUGGAUCCUAGAUUUGUAUUCCUGUUGCAUACAGAGCAGACUAUUUGGAUUUGGCGGGGUAUUAAAGCAAGUGUAAGUUAAUUUAAUUUUUAAGUUAAAAACAGUUUUGAAAUUUAUAGAAUAAAAAAUUUUUAGUAAGUCUAAAAUCACGUUUUUAACCAAAAAAUUGUUGUAGAACACAACAGCGAGCAAGAUUCGACUAUUCGCGAGUAAAUUGAACAAAAGAGAUCGAAAAGAUAGGGCGCAGAUCGAGGAAUGUAUCCAAGCCAAGACUCCGCCCGAAUUCUGGAUGGAUUUGAUAGGACAACCGAAACGACCGCGAGAACCUAUCAUCGAACAUGUUCCGAACGACUUCAAGCCACCAACGGCGAUUUUAUACAUGGUGAAGAUGGGCAUGGGAUCGAUGGAGCUACCUCAAGUCGAGUUGAAUGGAAACAAGUUGAACAAGGAUGUUCUGAAGACUGAUAAGGUAGGGUUUUGAUUUUUUAAAUUUGUCAUUUUAGUUAAAAGUGGAAAAUAAGGUAAGAACUUUGUUUACAAAGCUCAAAGUUGCAAUGCUUUCUUUACAAGACAAUAAAUGGCAAGAAUUUUGUUUACACAACAUAUAAUGGCACAAACUUUGUUUACAAAACCUAAAGUUGCAAUAAUUUUCUUUACAGGACAAAAAAGGAAUUUUGUUAACAAAACAUAAAAUUGCAAGAACUUUCUUUACACAGCAAAUAAUGGCAAUAAAACAUGUAAAAAGUUGAAUUUAGAUAAUAAAAACGAUUUGUAGGUAUUCAUUUUGGACUGCACAUCCGACCUCUUUCUAUGGAUGGGCAAAAAAGCGAAUCGUCUACUAAAGUUGGCAGGCCAAAAGAUUGCCACUGAGCUGGAAACCAUGAUCCAACGCCCCGAGUAUACCGUGUUAUGCCGAGAAAACGAAGGCGAAGAGUCGACAUGGUUCAGACAAAAGUUUGGCGGAUGGGACGAUGUCAUCCGAGUGGAUUACACCAUGACAGCAGACACAGUACAACGCCGUGGAGCUGAUAUUAAAGUAAUCAUGGAGAAGGACAAGAUGAAAGUGGAGACAGAAGCCUUGUUCACGGACAGGCUACCCGGAAUGUCACAUGAAGAAAGUGAAAUCUUGAUGGAGGAGUGUAAUGCCGACUUGGAAGUCAUUGAAAGCUUUGUUUUGGUAAGGAAUUUUAAAAUUUUGAAAAAUUUACUUUUUGAUUAAAUGUAUCUAAAAGGUGCAGUUGUUAAUAUUGAAAUUAUAAAAACUAGCAAGAAUUAUAUAAAAACUAAUUUCAGGAAGGCAAAAAGUUUGUUCGACUACCCAAAAACGAGUUUGGCACGUUCUGCACGAAAGACUGCUACGUCUUCCUAUGUCGCUACUACGUAACCAACGACGACAGCGACUACUCGGACGAGGAAUCGGGCUCAGCAACCGAAAGUGGCAGCAACAUCGAGCAGAAGAAGAACGACGACCAACCAGACGACUUCAAGUGUGUCGUCUACUUUUGGCAAGGUCGCGACGCCGGCAACAUGGGAUGGCUCCACUUCACCUUCACGCUCCAGAAAAAGUUUGAAAGUUUGUUCAAAGACAAGCUGGAGGUGGUGCGGAUGUAUCAACAACAAGAAAACCACAAGUUUUUGUCCCAUUUCAAUCAAAAAUUGACAAUAAAACGAGGCUCUAGAGCCGAGAAGAUUAAAAAUCCAAAGCCAAAAGCGCCAGAACUGUACCAGAUGAGAGCCAACGGAAGCUCGGUCAAUACCAGAACGAUUCAAAUCGAAACCUCGGCGAAGAACUUGAAUUCAGCGUUCGGUUACAUAUUGUUGGUACCUAAUGAUAAGGAGGUGGUGAAGAAGGAGAAGGUCGAGCAAAAAGAAGAAAUUGGUAAGUUGUUUUAGUUUUUAUAGAGGAUUUGGCGAGUGUAUAAAUUUUUAAAUGGUUGUUCAGUGAUUGUGAUAAAAGCUAGUGAUGUGUAAUUUUUUUAAUUUUUGCACGGUGCAAUUGAUUAAAAAUAAAAAAUAAAUUUUUAGAAGAUGUAGAAGACGAAGAAGAGUACGAAGAGGAAGAUGAAGAACCGGGUGUAAAAUACGGCGAUAUUUAUAUUUGGUUUGGAGAAAAGUCGGACAGUUACUAUCACAAUACCUUGCGGUCAAUAGCAAAUGACAUUCUGAAUGCGGAAAAAGAGUACGACGUGUAUGAGAUUCAAGAAGACGAAGAACCGGUCGAGUUCUGGAAGGCUCUGGGAGGGAAGAAGAAGUACUCGAGGGAUGCCGACUUUAUGAACUACACCAGACUGUUCAGAUGCACAAAUGAGAAGGGACACUUUUGUGUUAGCGAAAAAACGGUCGAUUUUUGUCAGGUAGGCGGUUUUUAUUAGGCUGUUUUAUAGAUUUUUUGUUAUUUUAAAAUUUUGAAAAUUUCAAAAAUUUUGAAAAUUUUAAUUUUUUAAAAUAAAACUUUAAAAUUUUUGAUUUUUAAACAUUUUUACGAAUUUUAGUCUUUUUAAUGACAGUUUCAUUUGCUAACAAUCUUUUAAAUUAAACUCUUAUUUUCAGGAUGAUCUCGACAACGACGAUGUAAUGAUAGUCGACAGCGGCAAGUACGUCUUAAUGUGGUGCGGAACAACGGCCAGCGAAGUUGAGUGCAAACUGGCCUAUCAGGCCGCGAACGCCUAUGUGAACAACUUGAAAAUGAAGGGACAAGAGCGACAACUAAUGUUAUCAGUGAAAGGAAUGGAAUCCAAAAGAUUCCGCGAACUCUUCCACGGCUGGAACCACCACAAAGACUUUGCCGCCAGCGUUUUCGAUGCCAAGUAUCGAUGA